Nomascus leucogenys (northern white-cheeked gibbon) is the source of this 3547-nucleotide messenger RNA. RefSeq names its product LSM14A mRNA processing body assembly factor (gene LSM14A). The record is from RefSeq and is a predicted model, not a curated record. Gene Ontology annotation, molecular function: mRNA binding. Lineage: Eukaryota; Metazoa; Chordata; Mammalia; Primates; Hylobatidae. Gene Ontology annotation, biological process: cytoplasmic stress granule assembly; P-body assembly. Gene Ontology annotation, cellular component: P-body.
CCCCGCGCCGCCGCCGCUGCCGCCGCCGCCGCCGCCGCGCCGCGGCUUGAGGGCGGGAGGCUGGGGGAGGGUAGCGGAGCCGGCGCCGCCGCCAUGUUGGGUCUGAAGCGGCUGCUGUAGGCGCCGACGGAGCGAGCGGGCGUGCGGAGCGGGCGACAGCGGCGUGGGAUCUGCCUCUCUGCGAGCAGCUGGGAGCGGCGGCGGCGGCGCCAUGAGCGGGGGCACCCCUUACAUCGGCAGCAAGAUCAGCCUCAUCUCCAAGGCGGAGAUCCGCUACGAGGGCAUCCUCUACACCAUCGACACCGAAAACUCCACCGUAGCCCUUGCCAAAGUUCGAUCCUUUGGUACAGAAGACAGACCAACAGAUCGUCCAAUACCACCUCGAGAUGAAGUCUUUGAAUACAUUAUAUUCCGUGGGAGUGACAUUAAAGACCUUACUGUUUGUGAGCCGCCAAAACCACAGUGUUCUUUGCCUCAAGACCCAGCUAUUGUUCAGUCCUCACUAGGCUCAUCGACUUCUUCAUUCCAGUCCAUGGGUUCUUAUGGGCCUUUCGGCAGGAUGCCCACAUACAGUCAGUUCAGUCCAAGUUCCUUAGUUGGGCAGCAGUUUGGUGCUGUUGGUGUUGCUGGAAGCUCUUUGACAUCCUUUGGAACAGAAACAUCAAACAGUGGUACCUUACCCCAAAGUAGUGCGGUUGGUUCUGCCUUUACACAGGAUACAAGAUCUCUAAAAACACAGUUAUCUCAAGGUCGCUCAAGCCCUCAGUUAGACCCUUUGAGAAAAAGCCCAACCAUGGAACAAGCAGUGCAGACCGCCUCGGCCCACUUACCUGCUCCAGCAGCUGUUGGGAGAAGGAGUCCUGUAUCAACCAGGCCUUUGCCAUCUACCAGCCAAAAGGCAGGAGAGAAUCAGGAGCACAGGCGAGCUGAAGUACACAAAGUUUCAAGGCCAGAAAAUGAGCAACUCAGAAAUGAUAACAAGAGACAAGUAGCUCCAGGUGCUCCUUCAGCUCCAAGGAGAGGGCGUGGGGGUCAUCGGGGUGGCAGGGGAAGAUUUGGUAUUCGGCGAGAUGGGCCAAUGAAAUUUGAGAAAGACUUUGACUUUGAAAGUGCAAAUGCACAAUUCAACAAGGAAGAGAUUGACAGAGAGUUUCAUAAUAAACUUAAAUUAAAAGAAGAUAAACUUGAGAAACAGGAGAAGCCUGUAAAUGGUGAAGAUAAAGGAGACUCAGGAGUUGAUACCCAAAACAGUGAAGGAAAUGCUGAUGAAGAAGAUCCACUUGGACCUAAUUGCUAUUAUGACAAAACUAAAUCCUUCUUUGAUAAUAUUUCUUGUGAUGACAAUAGAGAACGGAGACCAACCUGGGCUGAAGAAAGAAGAUUAAAUGCUGAAACAUUUGGAAUCCCACUUCGUCCAAACCGUGGCCGUGGGGGAUACAGAGGCAGAGGAGGUCUUGGUUUCCGUGGUGGCAGAGGGCGUGGUGGUGGCAGAGGUGGUACCUUCACUGCCCCUCGAGGAUUUCGUGGAGGAUUCAGAGGAGGUCGUGGGGGCCGGGAGUUUGCAGAUUUUGAAUAUAGGAAAACCACAGCUUUUGGACCCUAAAAGGUCUGGAUUGAUCGUACUGCUUUCUGAAAGAAAGACAACAAAGUUGCUGCAUAGUCUACAAACAAGCCUCUGAAAAUAGGUGAAUUUCUAGCUCUUCAUGGUCCUGAACAUUGAUUUCAGUCUUUGCGAAGAACGAAGAAGUGAAUUCGCUGUACAUUUGUCACCAGCACUGGGUUUUUGUUUUUUGUUUGUUUUUCCGCUUAAUUUCAAAAAUAAAAUGCAGUUACUUUUGGGGGUGGAAGGCUCAUCUUAAAACAUGAGCAUUAAAUAUAUUUGGAAUAGCAGAAGGUUAAGUAAUUUCUUAUGUAUAGUUAAACUAAAGCAGUACUUCAGUGGGACUUACAAGUAUUUUUUCAUCACUGAAAGGUUUUUUCUUUUUAUCACUAAAUUGUAUUUGGCAAUUGCAAGUUGCCUGCAGAUAGGGCCGUGAUACUGUGUUUUGAGCCACAGAAGGUUGUGUGUGUGCGUGCGUGCGCGUGUGUGUGUGUGUGUAUCUUUUUCCUCCUUUCUUUUGGGGAAUCCUGUAAUAUGAGGUAGCUUAUUUCGUCAAUUAAUUAGGGUGCUGGAUGGUAGAGAAUUUUGUCAGUCAACUAUGUACACACAGUAAAUACUGUUUCUUAGGCAAAGGUAACUUUUUUAUAUAGUUGUAAAAUUCCAUUAUAUUCCAUUGCCAAAGAAACAUUAAGAACUUUGUAUAGCUGUAUAAAAAGCAACUAAUUUUUUAAAGAAUAAACAUUUUAAAGUCAGCAAACAUACUGUGUCCUUGCAGAAGUUGAUGUGCUGAGCAGCAGCAUUAUGGGUGGGUCUUUUUUUCUUAGUUUUCCAGGCUUAACAUGUUUGAUUUUGUUUUUUAAUGUUUAGAACAUAAAUGAAGAUUUGAUCCAUUCUUUCAUUAUCUAAAAAGGAUUAAUUAUUCAUGCUCAUUGUAAGAACUUCAUUUUGUAGCAAAUGGCAUAUCACAGGAUCUGUCCAGAUAAUCGAUAUUUUCAGUAUACAAAUGUAAAUAAUCACAGAUGAGAAUGUACUUAGCUGUAUUUUCAAAUAAGUAAUCUUCCCCCUCUUUUUUAGGACUUUAAAACUAGGCAUCAAUGAACCUGUUUUUCCUAUUAUGCCUGGAAUUUAGUCAUGAUACCUUGACUCAUUCCAUCAUAUUUCAAGAGGAUUCAGAGUGCUAGAAAUUACUUUGGUAGCCUAUAACACACGGCAACACUGGUCCUUGGGCCUAUGACCCACAGAUGACUCAGUAUAGAGUUCAUUGCUAAUUAUAAAUUACUAGUGAAUCUUUUUGAUAUUUUAAGCUCUAGUGGGAAAAAUCUGGCCACUUUUGUGUUUUUAUGAAGGCCAUGGAAUAAAAGGAUCCAAAGAUUUAAAUAUUUUUAUCUAAUAUUUUGAUUGUUUUAUUAACUUUCUCCUUAAAACAUUCAGUAGUGAUAAAGAUAUAGAAACUGCACUGUAGGAGAAUUGGAAUAUUUAAGGCUGGUUGACAUUUUUUAUUUUAAUUUUAUAUCUUUUGUAUAGCUCUACAAGGCAGUGUUUUGUAAUUUGGUUUCAUUAUGAAGAUCCAGUACUUGGCAGCCAUAGUUUAGAUAAUAUUGUUUAGUGCUGUUUGCUUGCAUGUUAACAACAAAACCUUUUAGAGGACCCACAAAUCAUGAUAUUGAACACAUUUCUGAGGCAUUCAGAGCAUCAAAGCAAGUACCAUGGCAAUACAUGUGUAGACUGUUUGAGUUGUCCCAGGCCAAUUUCAAGAAAGAAAACUGUAAAUACUAGUUCUACUUGCUCUGAAAUUAUGAGUUCAUGCGUUUUCCCAGCCCUCCAAAUCACUGACUGGGGCGUUUUGUGCCCCAACAAUAACUGGCAGCAUGGCAUACCUGCAGUACACCUUACAAUAUUAAAGCAAAGUUUUUAUUCUAAAACAGAAUAAAACUAUUCAAUAAAAAA